Molecule: messenger RNA, 1212 nt
Organism: Fopius arisanus
Lineage: Eukaryota; Metazoa; Arthropoda; Insecta; Hymenoptera; Braconidae
Product: odorant receptor 82a
Exons: 9
Coding region: 1-1167 (388 amino acids)
Biological process (GO): detection of chemical stimulus involved in sensory perception of smell; sensory perception of smell
Cellular component (GO): plasma membrane
Molecular function (GO): odorant binding; olfactory receptor activity
Source: RefSeq, a predicted model, not a curated record
AUGACGUCGGACUUCUGGGAUCACCCUUACUACAAACCCGCGAGAAUUUGUACAAGUAUUGUUGGACAGUGGCCACAACAAACGAAACAACAACUUAUUUUACAUCGUUCUGUACUAUUUUCUAUCGUAACUCUUCAAAUUACAUCGAGGGUGUUAGCUGUUAUAAUAAAUAGUGAUGACCCGGAGGUACUCGUUGACGCCAUUGGGCCUCUCAUAAUUGACGUCGUCUUUGCGAUAAAAUUAGGAAACAGUUGUUAUCAUUUCAAGAAGAUGAAAUUUUUAUCAGACAAAAUUCAGGAGAAUUGGAAUAUAUUUGCACCGAAUAAUGGUCUUCAGCAAUUGCACUACCACAGUAAUUUUGGACGACAAAUAUCAACGUUAUAUCUAGUCGGUGUGUAUAUGGGUACUGUUAGUUUCACGACAGAACCUCUGCAGCAGAGAAUGAUAUAUCCUUUGCUAUACCCCAACUUGACGAUACCAAAACGAUUUCCAACGCCCAUGUACUUUGGAUCCCUCGACCUCGACACCUACUAUUACCCUUUAUUCUUCAUGUCCACCUUGUGCACAUUUCUCGUAAUGACUGUUGUGGGAUCCUGUGACGUGCUCCUCUUCAUGUACGCUGAGCACGCGUGCGGCUUGUUCAAAGGAUUAGGAUAUGCCAUUGAGAAUCUUCCACCGCAGGAGGAUAAUGAGACCAGUGAUUUGGGAUUUUAUUAUUUGAGAAGCUGCGUUGUGGUGCAUAAACGGGCGAUAGAGUUUGCAGAAGGUAUCAGAGAUAUUUACCUCUGGAAUUUUUUCGGGGUUAUCGGCCUCAACAUGAUCCUCAUGAGUGUUACUGGAGUACAGGUUGUGACGAACCUAGAUGCUAUGGAGAAAGUGGUGAAAUACGCUGUCUUCGUGUUCAUGCAGAUGGUGCACCUCUUCAUCGAGUGUCUGGCAGCCCAGAGGCUGAUGGACGCCAGUUUCGAGCUCAAAGAAACCCUAACCAACGCAAAGUGGUACAUGGCAUCCAAGAAAACCCACAAGUUGAUUCUUCUCAUGCUGAUGCGGAGUCAAAUUCCCAUUGUACUGAGUGCUGGGAAGAUGAUUGUCAUGAAUAUGGACACAUAUGCCAUUGUAUUAAAGACAGCGGCUUCUUACUUCACAGUCUUCUUAGCAAUGCAGUGAGUAAUUCGAUAAUUUGAAAUCGUCUGCAUGGAAUCAGAUAUGAUA